Molecule: messenger RNA, 2412 nt
Organism: Lutzomyia longipalpis
Lineage: Eukaryota; Metazoa; Arthropoda; Insecta; Diptera; Psychodidae
Gene: black
Product: cysteine sulfinic acid decarboxylase
Exons: 3
Coding region: 415-2076 (553 amino acids)
Biological process (GO): carboxylic acid metabolic process
Cellular component (GO): cytoplasm
Molecular function (GO): carboxy-lyase activity; pyridoxal phosphate binding
Source: RefSeq, a predicted model, not a curated record
UUGCAAGGCCUUCCCCAGGCCCCCACUUGGUGUUGUAUAGCCAUAUAGCAAGCAGAAAUACCAAGUUGUGUGUAUGUAUAAUUAAAGCAAUUUUAUAUAUCAAUCUUCCGUUGGAAAUCACCUUGUCCGUCGUUGGUGAGAGAGAAAAAGUGUUAAAUACUUGGGGAUUCGAUGAUUGUGGGGUAUUUAUAAGUAGCCAAGCAUUUACUUUAAUACUUUUAGUACGUGCCCAACUCAUUCCCGGUGUGCAUCGCGGUGAGGAGUUACAUCUGUGGCAUCUUCUUGUCUUUCUUUCUUUUUUGGCAUAGUCCCGAGCAAUCGUCUUGUGAAGUGUUUUAUCGGCUGUUUUUUGCUGUAGUGUGGUGAUUUUUUUUUAUUUUUGUAAAAUUCUGUGAAUCUCGAGUUGGCGCAAAAAUGCCCGCAAACGGUCAAUUGAAUGUGGAUGUGCAGACAGUGGAGGACUUCCACAUAUCGAGUGGUUCAGAGAGUGCUGGAAUGUCCGAAGAAGAUGAAGAGAUCCUCCAAAGGGGGCGUGAUACAACAAAGUGUGGUGCAAUCAAAGAAGAUAGAAUGGUGCACGAUGUUGCGGUUGAGAGCAGCACCACCAAGAGGUACCACAGCCAGCCAAAUAGGACUCACGAGAAAUUCCUUCGUGAUUGUGUGGAUGAACUUCUGGAGCGUGCCAUUUUUUCUGGCACCGACAAAGCCAACAAAGUCCUCGAGUGGCGCAAUCCCGAGGAUUUAGCUGCACUACUUGAUCUGGAGCUACCAGCUGAGGGUUCCACAGAUACCCAACUUAUGGACUACAUUCGUCAAACGAUAAAGUACUCCGUUAAAACGGGACACCCCUACUUUGUGAAUCAACUCUUCUCCACUGUUGAUCCCUAUGCCCUUGCUGGGCAAUGGGUCACGGAUGCCCUCAAUCCCAGCGUCUACACGUACGAAGUGGCACCCGUGUUCACCCUCAUGGAGGAAGUUGUCUUACGGGAAUUGCGGAAAAUUGUUGGCUUCCCCAAUGGUGAAGGUGAUGGCAUCUUUGCACCAGGUGGCUCCAUUGCGAACGGAUAUGCAAUCAGUUGUGCAAGAUACAGAAAUAUGCCAGAUGUGAAGGCCAGAGGACUCCACGCAAUGCCGCGUUUGGUGUUAUUCACAUCCGAGGAUGCUCACUAUUCUAUUCAGAAGUUGGCCUCAUUUAUGGGUAUUGGUGCCGAUAAUGUGUACUCAAUACGUACAGAUGCAUGCGGUAAAAUGGAAAUGGAUCAUUUGGAAAGCGAGAUUUUGCGUGCUAAAUGCGAAGGUGGGCACCCAUUUAUGGUAUCAGCCACCGCUGGUACGACAGUUCUCGGGGCAUUCGAUCCGCUCACCGAAAUAGCCAACCUGUGUGAGAAGUACCAGCUUUGGUUCCAUGUGGACGCCGCUUGGGGUGGCGGAGCACUGGUUUCACCCAAAUAUCGGGCACUCCUAGCCGGAAUUGAAAGAGCUGACUCGGUGACGUGGAAUCCACAUAAAUUAUUGGCAGCACCUCAGCAAUGUUCGACAUUCCUAACUCGCCACCCUAAUCUGCUGAAGCAGUGCCACUCCUGCAAUGCUUCGUAUCUCUUUCAAAAGGAUAAAUUCUACGACACCAAAUACGACACCGGCGACAAGCACAUCCAGUGUGGACGUCGUGCGGAUGUCUUCAAAUUUUGGCUCAUGUGGAAGGCAAAGGGGACCCUGGGGCUGCAGCGACAUGCUGAAAAAGUCUUCGAAAUGGCGGAAUUCUUCACUGAGCAAAUCCGUCAGCGUGAUGACUUUGAGAUGGUUGUGGCCGAACCCGAAUGUACCAAUGUUUGCUUCUGGUACCUACCCCCAAGUCUCCGUUCCUGCCCACGCGAUGAGGAAUUCCUGACAAAAUUGCACAGGGUGGCACCAAAAAUUAAGGAGCGCAUGAUGAAAGAGGGCUCAAUGAUGAUCACCUACCAACCAUUGCGGCAGAAACCCAAUUUUUUCCGUCUCGUCCUCCAAAAUUCAUCCCUCGAGAAAUCAGAUAUGCUGCACAUAAUUAACAAAAUUGCACAACUUGGUGAGGAUUUGUGAGGCAUACACACACACUGGUGUAAAAUGAAUUAUUUAAGAGGGAAGUUUUCCAUCUCGCCUGUUUAUCACCAUGCAUAUUUUGAGAUAAUUCCCUCCCACAUGUUAGCUCGCCAAAACUUUUCUGUAAAUACGAAAUUUCUUAAUUAAUCCACAACCAUCCCCUUCCCCCUAUAUAUAAAUAUAUGUAUAAUAUAUCCUCAGAAUAAAAAGAUUAUAAAUAAGAGUGGAGGAAGAAGAAUUUUCUCUCGUGGAAAAAAAGAGAGAGAAAAAGUUUAUUUUAACGAAUGAUAAAAAAAAUGUAGAUGUGAAACGGAAUAAAGAUAUCCAUCCAAUCCA